Gasterosteus aculeatus aculeatus (three-spined stickleback) is the source of this 2135-nucleotide messenger RNA. It is a transcript of the gene gnl3, whose product is annotated as G protein nucleolar 3. Gene Ontology annotation, cellular component: nucleolus. Lineage: Eukaryota; Metazoa; Chordata; Actinopteri; Perciformes; Gasterosteidae. Gene Ontology annotation, molecular function: GTP binding. The record is from RefSeq and is a predicted model, not a curated record.
CCAAAGGACAAACAAAAAGCGCCAACAAAGGGGGAAAUGACGCACCGUCAAAGUCGUGCACCGCUCCACGUGUGAGAAGAGCUUCGUCAUAUCGAUCCGCUGUUCCACGAUGAAGCGACCAAAGUUAAAGAAAGCAAGUAAGCGUGUCUCGUGCUCCAAACGCUAUAAAAUACAGAAAAAGGUUCGGGAACAUGUCCGAAAGUUAAGAAAAGAGGCAAAUAAGAAAGGAGUGCGCAAACGGCCGAAGAAGGACCUCGGCGUACCCAGCAGCGCUCCCUUCAAAGAAGAGGUGCUCCGCGAGGCGGAGCUCAGGAGGCUGCAGAUUGAUGAAGAAACGGAGAAAAAGAAACAAGCCAAAAAAGAGGCACGAGCCAAGAAAAAGGAGAUGUUAAGUAAAGCAACAGAACCCAAGGCCAAGAAGACCCGCCAGGAUGUGGUUGAAAACCAGGCAGAGAAUCUUCCUGUCCCAGACAAGAGCUCAAAACCAUACCUUUGCUCUGAAUUAAAUAAGGUAAUUGAUGCCUCUGAUGUAUUAAUAGAAGUCCUCGAUGCUCGUGAUCCACUGGGGUGCAGGUGUCCACAGCUGGAGGAAGCUGUGCUGCAGAGGGAAGGCAGUAAAAAGCUGCUUUUCGUUUUGAACAAAAUAGAUCUGGUACCGCAGGAAAAUGUGGAGAAGUGGAUACAGUGCUUACAGCUGGAGUAUCCAGUUGUGGCGUUCAAAGCGUCAACACAGAUAAAGGACAAAACGGUGCAAGCAAGAAAGAGAAGGAUUGUGGCCUCCAAUGAAGUCCUGGACCGAUCCAGAGCAGCAGCCUGUUUUGGAAAUGGUUGUCUCACUGAGCUCCUUACAAGUUUUGCUGCUAACAAAGCGACUGAAGCGUCACUCAAAGUGGGCGUAGUUGGUUUUCCUAAUGUGGGGAAAAGUAGUCUCAUCAACAGUAUGAAGGGAACCCUUGAGUGCAAUGUCGGCGUCAGGAGAGGCAUCACAAAAUCCAUGCAGGAGGUGCACAUCUUAAAGAGCGUGACGCUAAUCGACAGCCCAGGAGUCGUGGCGUCGCCAUCGAACGCACCAGCCUCCUUGGCUCUGAGGAGCCUGCAGGUGGAGCAGGGCCAAGAGACUGUGCUGGAGGCAGUUAGAACUCUGCUCAAACAGUGUGACCACAGCCAGAUCAUACUGCAGUAUAAUGUCCCAGACUUCAGAAACUCUCUGGAGUUUUUGAUGUUUUUUGCCAAAAAGCGUGGAUAUCUGCAGAAGGGUGGAGUCCCUAACACGGUGCAGGCCGCCACAGCUUUCCUAGCUGACUUGACAGGAGCGAAGAUAAGUUACCACUGUAAGGUACCGGAGAACCCCAGGCUCCCUGCCUACAUGUCUGAUGCUGUUGUCACAGAAAUGCAGAACGGCUGGGAUCUAAACAUUUUGAAGACUGGCAACGAGGAAACUCUAAAAGGUGUUAAAUUCCCAAGCCAAGCCUGCAGUAUAGGCUUCAUCUCUAAAGGCCCAACAGCAGGUCUGCUGAAUGUCAUCAAUUCACCUGAAGAAAAACCUGGUGCUACAGAAAGAGUAGUAGAGCAGAAUCAGAAGCCUGUACAAAGCACUGGGGAGGCGAUUAACACCGAAGAACCAGAAAAGGCACAGAAACCACCAGCCCGUGUGCCCUUCCAGGCUGUCCCCAUUGACAUGGGUCUCUCUGCCGAUGACGCCUAUGACUUCAACACAGAUUUCAAUUGAGCUCUGCUUUCUUUGUCUGGAGAACACUCAGACCUGGGUGUGUCAGCCUUUGGGCAGCUCGUGAUGGGAAGUUGAUUUUCAGAAUCAGUUUAAAGGGCGUUGUAUGGUGUCAUGGUAGUCGUUGGCAUUUGUGCCCUGCCUUUAAACUUUGAAUCUGAAAGACAAUGGGACAGUUUCCUGACAAGGACCGACCUUUUAUCCAUAACAUUUUUCAGUUAACUUGAUUGAAAGGUUUACAGUAGAUUUUGUUCUUGCCCAGACAAUGAACAUCAUGUAAAUCUCCAGCAACUUCUUAUUCCAGAUGUUGUUGAAUAAUCGCCAGUUUGAAAUGUCAAGGUAAUUUGUAAUUUUAUGUACUGUGUAUAUAUAGAUGUACUAUACAUGUAAUAAACCCUCUACGCCGCCA